Molecule: messenger RNA, 3878 nt
Organism: Hypoxylon fragiforme
Lineage: Eukaryota; Fungi; Ascomycota; Sordariomycetes; Xylariales; Hypoxylaceae
Exons: 3
Coding region: 1-3477 (1158 amino acids)
Source: RefSeq, a predicted model, not a curated record
AUGAGAAUUCGAUUGUCCCCACUACGUAUAGUUCCUAGAUAUUCUCACCACAUAUACCAUAAAACCUGGAGAUCCUUCUACUCAGCACUCGCAGCACCCAAUAUCAUUACACCAUGUACUCUCCCGUACAUACGGUUCUUCUAUCCCCUUGGCAACACCCCAGCUGUCAGCCUUACUAGGAGUUUGCCUCAAGGCGUAGAUGCCGAUAUCCUCCUCCUCGGGUGCGGAGAUGUGCGCAAUAUCCUGUUCACGGCAUACACAGAAAGGGGAUUCCCACCUAGAAAUAUUGAUAUCACCUCUUGCGAUAUUGAGCCAGCCAUUAUAGCGCGCAAUGUGUUCCUCUUCACUCUCCUAAUCGAUGGUAUAAAUGCCGAUAGCGCUUGGGAUAUUUACUUUCACCUCCUUAUUAGCGAAGGGUCAAAAGAUGGUAUCGAGCACCAAGCUCAGAAGCUCGUAUCACUAUCAGAAAGUAUCGAUCAGUGGAGAAACGGUCCCUAUGGGUCUAUACUCAAGUUCCACGAUGCCGCCUCGUUGCAGCAAGUUAGGCAUAUAUGGUCCAAGUACGGCUCACAGCAGUCAAAGGGUAGGGCUAGCUUUGAAGUUGACCUUGAGCGCUCCCGGGAGCUUCUUCGGGAUAGAAUUGGGCUUUCCGAUAAACAGAUCUCCGAGGGACGAAUUCCCAUGUCCCUCUCUGGUCUUAGGUCCUUGGCGCCAAUGACGGCUGCCUCGACGGGCGAAGUUAGUGAGGCUUUCGUUCAUUUCUGGAAGCAUGGCAGCUUCUCCAAGAAGCCAGAAUCAUCGCCUAAUCCACUAUUCUUCGAGACGAUUUGUGAAACUAAACCCCUUCACUAUGGUACGGACCCCCUUCUAGGAUUCCACCUUGCAACUACAUUGGCCAAGUUAUCCCCAAGCUCUCCACUCCGUCCUAAGAAGACACGCGACCAUGUACAAAAUGUCGUUGAAGCAGCCAAGACUCAGUUUCGUGAAUGGGUUGCAGCCUUCCAGGCGAUCCCCAAGAAUCUUCUUACUCUUCGUUUCACCGUGACUGAUGCUCUGUCGCUCAGCUAUGCCUUGCAGAGUGAUACAACUCCGGAAAGUAUACCAGCAAGCAAUUUCCUUAGAAACCCUGACCUAAGACUCGCUAAACGUAGCUCGGCACCAGUAAGAUUUGAUGUGAUUGAUACGUCAAAUCUCAGCGAUCAUCUUGGUGCACUGAACUUGUUGGUCGCCGCUACACCGUUGCUGAAAAGAUCCCCAGGAUCUACUCUAUGGAUAGAGACGUUAGUCAAGAAUGAAGAGACAACCAAACAGCGAUUCGAUGCUUUACUUGGUGGGCACUUGCCAACGAUGUCUAUCCUGCUUGGUUUAGCUCCAUUUGACCUAUGGACUAAUGCGACUUCGGUGUCCUGCGUAGACGAACUCUUCCUCAACAAAAUACAAUUAUCACGGCCAGCCCAGCAGUCACACAUACGGAUAGCUUGGAAGUUAAACCCGGCUUUCCUACAAUCAGCUAAGACCUCCCCGAAUUGUUACGUGGAACCCAUUGCGCUCGCGAAGGCGUUGUUUGCAGCUUUUAAGCAAAUGUUCGAAAGCGAAUAUGCCGCCAACUUUCUAAGCCUUUCAUUAGAAGACAUGAGAAAAAAGAUUAAAAGCACCAUGUAUCCGGUCUUUCACAAGGGCAGUUAUGCAGCCCUAAUUAAACGGAUUCAAGCAAAUAUAUCUACAGACUGGCCUGCCUUCUGGGAACACUUACUAGUACUGAUCAACAAAGAUUGCCUGAAUCGGCAGGAGCUAAGUGUUCAGCUGCAUCUUCAAGGAGUACAUACCGAGAACUGGCUAAAAGACAAGUCAAUGGAUCGAGUCCCUAGUGCCGGCGGGUUCUAUGCUUGGGAAAAUAUACCUGAAGUGGUAUGCGUCACAGUUGUGGUACCGAGGAAGCAGAUUGACAACCUAUAUAGCACGAUCCCGAGUAGAAAAAUUGCACCAACACUAGAAGGCUUUCUGAAAUCAGUUAAAGAUGGCGGCUGGGCGAAUUUCUUUGGCAGCAUGUACAUCGCCUUCGGGCACAUCGAAACAUCGGGGAGCCGUGAGACCGAAGACUUCGCAGUAACAGUUCGGCAAGAUCCUCACGGUCUUCAGGGAGACUCCCCCCUGAUCGCUUCUUUCUAUGUUCCAUCGGCAUCUCUAUACGAAGAUCCAAUGAAUGCUAAGGUAGGGGUAAACGUUCAGUACACGCCGUCGAGUCUCAAUGUCUUCUCACAUCUUCAACCUACCAUGGCCGUUCAUACGACCGCGAUCCACGAUACUUCCAAUGUCUUUAUAACGAAGUACGCGCCUGGGAUGUCUGCCUACCCUUUCCCGACUGCUCAAACGGCUACUUCGGCGAUAAGUAGCAUUGCCCAGAGUGAUAUACCCACAACGACAACCAUGACUAUGAAAUUAAAAGACGACAAAGCCGUGUCCCUAUGUGGCCGCGUCGACUUUUCAUCGUCUCAACGAGGCAAAGCGCUGUUCUCAAAGAAGGCCCGGGCAAGGCUUCGUCAAUCCUCGGCACUCUCGAUCGACAUCGCGUUCUAUAAGAACUGUCUGGUUUGCCCUGUCUCGUUCCCAGCCCCAGUUCUUAAAGAAACUACCGAGACACAUAUAGUAUUCAAGGAAAGUUAUAUUACCGUUGACGCACCCCUAGCCGAUCCUCUCGAUUCAAGGUCGCUGUCUUCAUUUAUCUAUCCCAUCACACUAGGGGAAGGAUCCAUACCCACCCUACUUAACAGCUCUCACGUCAACCUAGACUCAUUGCCAAUUCUCGAUACGAAAAUCUCGGAUGAGAAUGCCAACAAAUGGGUGACUCGAUUAAUUUCGUGUCAGUUUUCUGUCCGCGAACGAGAGAUACGAGACUCGAAGGUUGGGAUGACUUCACGUGUCAAUUUCAAGGACUCCAUUUUCUCAAUGUUUACGUUGGCCUUGGGGCUCCAUGCUAAUAAACAGACCAAUUUAUUCGUCCUCGACCAUCCCAAGGAUGGCAUCCAGGCCAUAGUCAUCAUCCGGUCGGUUCGACUCCACGGUGCCGAGGGGUCGAUAGUAGCAGAUGCCGCAGUAAUCCCAGCUACGAGACGUAUUAUUGAUUCUAAAGAUAUUAAACUUGUCGGCCUCGCGUUUGGAGAGUUAGAAAAUAUUUCCAAAAUCACCGUAGAUGACGAGGAAGUGGCGCUCUGGAAACAUGUUCUCCCUGUGUUCGCAGAGCGUUGCCGCACGUGGAGCCACACUCCCGACUGCGAAUACAAAAAAUCCGGAGCCACCAUUCCAUUGAGCACAGAAAAAGAGAUGCCGUACCUCUGUAGUUGCGGCCAAGGCAAAAUACCAAAGGACUUCAUAACCUUGCCUAAUUUAGGUGCUCUGGCGUCGAAGCAUGCGACGCGCAUAGCCAUCAGCCCAACAUUUUCUGUGCCGUUCGUCGAGGAUAUCGUAGAUCUUGAUUAAGUAUCGCAAUUGUGUAUACCUUGGUAGCAAUGCAACUCAGAACGGAACAACAGCACACGUUAUGGGGCACCUCACUAUCAAUCCUACCUUGUCAAAUAAUCUCCUGAACUUGUAUAAUUACUCUGCCGCAGGGUGCUUGGAGUAUGCCGGCAGGCCUAUGACUAUGCCAAACUCACCACUUUUGACCCCGCGUCACCAUGAUCGUCGUUCGGAUACAAGCAAGGAAUAUCCCACGAAUAGAAACAGGUGAUAAAUGCCUAUACGGUAUCUGCCAGAUCUAAGCCUAUGAAAUAAGGAAGGUUACACUCACUCUCAGUAUCCUCCCAUUCCAAACUUGGGGGCGGCCUAUUCCACGAAUAAACUAUAAGCUCGAAAUCAUGUGGGAAGGGUUAGUCCUACUU